Molecule: messenger RNA, 3671 nt
Organism: Phlebotomus argentipes
Lineage: Eukaryota; Metazoa; Arthropoda; Insecta; Diptera; Psychodidae
Product: armadillo repeat-containing protein 2
Exons: 9
Coding region: 634-3309 (891 amino acids)
Biological process (GO): cilium organization
Molecular function (GO): protein binding
Source: RefSeq, a predicted model, not a curated record
GGAAUAUUCCUUCAGCAGUUCAAUUGUCCUGGAUGUAAUUUACACUGAGCCAGAGGGACAUUUUGGCAGGGAUUCGCGCGAGGGUUGAGAGUGCGGGGGUGGAAAAGUGAAAAGUCGAGUUUUCCCUCUCUUGGACGAUUGUCAAGAAAAUUACCAUGUGAAUGGCUGAGAUACGGCUGACGACAGACUGCGUGAAGUUCUUGUGAAAAGUUUUCCUUCAACUCUUGAAAUAACAAAUGACUGUGACACUGAUGGGGAUGGAAUAUAAGGGAAACAGCGAAGAUGUCUCUUCAAUUGCAAUAAUUUCUCACAAGUUGUAUUUUUAAAACUAUUAUGUGGAUUUCAUAGAAACUUUUCCCUUGCCGACUUUCACAUUCUCGGGCAGCUUUAUUGCAUUUUCUGGGCGCACACACACACACACACACAGCGACUGUGGGGAGGAAAGUGUGUGGCAAAAGGGGGAGGGAAUAAUUCAGAGGAACAGCACAGCAUUCGCCACCCCGUGAACAAGAAAAAGUGAAGGGUGUAAAAUAUACAUAGGAUUUGUGGGGCGAAGGGAAGGCGCCUCACACCCACUGCGCGACGCCCACGGCGGCUGAAAUCACGGCGGACAGUGGUGGAAAAGGAGGGAAAAUGCAGCAGCAAGGACAAAUGAAGAGUAUUGCGGGUGACACGAGACCAUUACCGAAUAAUAAGAGGCCGUACCGGAAGACGAGCGCCGAGAUUGUGAGUGAGGCAAAAAGCAUUUUAGCAGGAGGCGGAACUGGCGCUCGAUUAGUUGUGACGCGUCGCCCCAUAACGCCACGCGAGCCGAGGCCAGGACGACACUUGUACGGACGCGUGGCGCCCGAAGGACGACCGCCCAGCGCCUUCAGCCUGCGCUACCUGCAGUUCGAGAGUCGCGCUCUGCCCUCGCUGGAGCCCAUUCCCCAGAUCACGCAGUCCUUCGACGAUGUGCCCUCGUCGCCAACCCAGAGUGCGGCGGUGCAGAGGAGUGAGUCCACGGGAUCCCUACACGGUAGCCUCGAGAGCGCGGAGGACAGCAACAACAAUAGUCAGAAGCGAGGAAAAUUGCCGGCUCUGCUGCAACCGCCCAAGAUUACAGCGUCCCUUGACAAUUUGCUGGAGGAGAUGCCACCGCGCAAGGAUCACCCACUGAGGAAGAUGCAGACCAAGUCCUGCGAGGGAAGCUUGCGAGGCGACAAGCCAGUGAAGAAUUCCCCGGCUGGGACGCCCCAGCAAUCGCAUGUGGCGGUCAGGGGGAUAAAAUUGAAUCGUGCCAAUGAUUUAUUGACACAAUCCUCCACGGAGACGCUGCUGGAGAUGUUGAAAGCUCACACGGGAGUCAAGGAGUGCACAGAUGAAUCAGUUCAACAUAUCACAGGGAUCCUCACUGAGCUGUACUCGCGGGUGAAGGGGGCGCGCGGCGGCUGGCGCGGAGCAGUCCUCACAGCCCUCUACGGUCUGGUUGAGUGUGCUUCGCCGAAAGUUCUGCUCGCUGUGGCUCGAGUUGUUCUGGCGCUUCGCGUGACUGGCAGCAACUUGACGGGUGCCUGCAAGUUAAUCUUCAAAGUGGCGAGGAACGAGUCUAACGAUAAUUUGUUCAUUGACUGCGAUGUGGCGGAGCUCCUCAUUGAGGGACUGGGACGCGCCUCGCCGCUGGAGGAGCCUGAGGCGUGCAUCUAUGGUUACGGCGCUGUGCGCUUCCUGGCGUCCGCCAAUCAGCACCACAACUCGGGGAAGGGCGCGAAGAGGGAAUGCACGAUGAGGUACAAGUCACUGGCCUACAGGCUGGCUCGUCACGGAGCCAUUGAUCUCAUGGUGCUCCACUUGCAAAUGCUCAACGAAGCCGGCGCUCGGGCGAAGCUCGCCGGGCCACCGCUUCAUGCGCUCUACCAACUCUCGGGCGCACUGCGUGCCUUGGCCGGCGCCCCCAUUGUUAUUCAGGCCAUCAAUAAUCCCACGGCUAAAGGGCUCACGACCACACAAACGACGCAAUUUGGCCAGAUCAAGGAGACUCUCGAGGGGGAGGAAAUCCAACUUGAGCUGGCGGGACCGCACCUGGUGCGCGCCGCUGAGAUCUGUAUCGACGAGACGGAGACGCAGGCCAACGUCAUUCGUACGCUUAGCGUCCUGUCCGAGUUGGACGUCUGCUGUGGCGUGAUGGUGGAUUCUGCGGCGAAAUUGGCCAUCCUGCUGGGACCGUGGCCCGAGGGAAGCGCCCAGGAGAUGCCCAAGAAGUCCCUCGGGAUCGUCAGUCGGCUCGGCUACAUUCUGGGCAACAUUGUGGCCAGUUGGGACGCAGCAAGGACCCUUAUUUAUGAAAAUGACGUGUCCAUGGAGCAUCUCAUAACUGCCCUGGAAUACUACUCCGGCCAGGAUUUGCAAGCCAGAGGCCAGGGAGAGGACUCGGUCGUGGACGUGAUUGUGAAGCUGGUGCGAGUCGUGGCCAACAUGUGCGUGAACAGCGAUGUGGGAACGGGGAUGUGUCGAAGGCCCUUCUUGGGAAGCACUCUGCUUAGUCUCAUCAGGACGACAAAUCGCAUUCCAGUUGAUCAGAUGACGGAUGAGCUCGAGGAGAUGCUGCUCGCCAUCCUGGGCGCCCUGCACAACUUGUCCUUCUACCAGGAGGAGGCCGAGGAGCCGCUGAGCAGCGUGAAUGGGAAGAUUCAGCAACUCAGCUCUGCUCUCGUGGACACGCUGAAGAGCCAGUCGAUUGCCUCUCAAGCGGAGGCCGCUCGAGUGCUGGGCAACAUGACGAGGAAUUUCGAGGCACGCGAGGCCAUUUGCUCGGUCGGCGGCCUGAAAGUGCUGGUGCGGAAUCUGGAGUCGGAGGACUUCGAGCUGGUGUCCUCGUCGUGUGGCGUUCUCGUGAACUUGCUGGGCGAUUGGGAGCGCAGGGCGCCGUUCAAGGAGCUGAAGGGGCCCCUCCUCCUGCGUGACGUCCUUCAGCGCAGCGCCAUGGAGGAGGACUGGCUGCUGGCGGGCAUUGUGUGCCAGGCCCUGUGGAAUUUCCUCAUUGACACGGAAAAUGUGGUGGCGGCGCUGGGUGGCGAGGAGGCGGAGUGCAUAAUGCAGGAUCUGGUGGAGUGUCUGGGCGAUGAGGAGAAAAAGAAGAUUCAACGUGCUGACGAGUUGUGGGAACAAUUCUCCUUUGUGGCCGGCGACUUGUUGGAUCGCAUUCAGGCCGCCCCCAUUUCAAUUACAAACUCACCGUGCAUCUCAUCGGAAUCAGAUGAUAACGACGCCGUCGGGGAGAAGGUGGGUCAGGCCUGGGGCACUGGCUUCCGGCAGUGGCUUGAUGAAUGAGCGGGCGACGCGGGAAAUUUCAUUAAAUAAUCAGCAAGUAAAUGCAAUAAGGGACAAAAAUAUUCAACCCUCACUGCGGCAUGGCGAAAAAAUAAGAGAGAGAGAGCGAAUCGUCAAGACGAGCAACGAAAUUAGACUUUCGUCACUCACUGGGAGAUAAUAUUUAUUCCAGUAGCGUUUACCCUCUUCAAUUUUGUAGUUCCUAAUUCAAUUCCUUCCCUUUUUUCCUUCUCGGUAUACACAGAGGAUUGGAUCCAGUUCUGGUAGAGAUGUAUGUUACGAAAAUACCUCACUCAUCCACAAUAAAUUUACCCCAGGAAGUAAUGUUAUAAUGUAGAGAAGGAGCAAAUAAAUUCUGUUUC